AUGUUAACCCAUAUUGUCUUCCUUGCGACCCUCGCGGCGGGUACCCUCGCCCAGCAGGAGAUCAGCUGCUUCUGUCGCGAACAGGCAUCCAAAAAAGUCCGCGUUGACUGGACGACAUCUGCAUGCCACGACCAAGGCUAUAUGAGAGGCGAUGCAUGCAUUAUCGUAUCCGACCCUGUGCGAAACAAUGACUUCCAAAACGAUUGCCUCGAGAUCGAUGGCUUGCAAACUGCAGAGUGCGGACCAUGA
This is a messenger RNA of Colletotrichum tamarilloi, 249 nucleotides long. RefSeq lists its product as uncharacterized. The transcript has 4 exons. Bases 1 to 249 code for a protein of 82 amino acids. The record is from RefSeq and is a predicted model, not a curated record. Lineage: Eukaryota; Fungi; Ascomycota; Sordariomycetes; Glomerellales; Glomerellaceae.